Messenger RNA from Macrosteles quadrilineatus (aster leafhopper), 5364 nucleotides. RefSeq names its product integrin-linked protein kinase-like. Gene Ontology annotation, cellular component: stress fiber; focal adhesion. Gene Ontology annotation, molecular function: protein kinase activity; ATP binding; protein binding. The transcript is spliced from 9 exons. Bases 144 to 1490 code for a protein of 448 amino acids. The record is from RefSeq and is a predicted model, not a curated record. Gene Ontology annotation, biological process: protein phosphorylation; cell-matrix adhesion; substrate adhesion-dependent cell spreading. Lineage: Eukaryota; Metazoa; Arthropoda; Insecta; Hemiptera; Cicadellidae.
CACUAGCAAAACAAACCUAGUCUAGUGGAAUGAUCGAAUGAAAUUGGUUGUUUAUUUUUGGGAGUGUACUCAUUUUCAUUUGUGCAUUUAUUUCAUUAAAACAAUAUUUUUCGACUUUUGAAAUUUUAAAUCCUCAAAUCAAAAUGGAAGAUAUUUUUCAUUGGUGCAGGGAAGGAAAUGCAAUGCAAGUCCGUGUUUGGUUGGAUGAUACUGAAAAUGACAUGAACCAAGGAGAUGAUCAUGGAUUCAGUCCGUUGCACUGGGCUUCUAAAGAAGGGCACACUAAAAUUGUCGAGUUGCUGCUUCAGCGUGGUGCCCGAGUUAAUGCCACUAAUCGCGGAGACGAUACGCCUCUUCACCUGGCUGCUGCACAUGGUCAUCGAGAAAUUGUCCAUAUGUUGUUGCGUAAUCGUGCGGACAUCAACUUCACAAACGAGCACGGAAACACGCCGCUGCACUAUGCAUGUUUCUGGGGCUACCAACAACUCGCGGAGGACCUCAUAUCACAAGGUGCUCUAGCGUCUCUGGCUAAUAAAGACGGUGACACUCCGCUUGACAAGGCACGGGGGCCUUUGGCCAAACGGCUACAUGAUUUGGCUGUUGAGACUGGACAGGACUUGAAGAAAAUUAACUUCAAGGACCAAAGCUGGCUUGGACUUAAGACCCGAAGCCGUGAUGCUACAUUGUCUCGUCACAAAGGUAUCAACAUCUCAGAUCUCUCACUACACACUCGUAUUGCUGUAUCCCCCUCGGGCGAGACCUGGCGUGGACGAUGGCAAAAGAACGACAUUGUAGCCAAGAUACUGGCUGUGAGAGAGUGCACUCCUCGUAUCUCUAGGGACUUCAAUGAGGAGUUUCCUAAACUAAGGAUCUUCUCUCAUCCGAAUGUGUUGCCUGUGGUUGGUUGCUGUAACUCUCCGCCCAGCCUCGUAGUGAUCAACCAGCACAUGCCGUGGGGUUCGUUGUUCACUCUACUGCACGAGGGUGCUGGCGUGGUGGUAGACUCCGCGCAGGCUCUGCGGUUCGCUGUCGAUGUCGCCCGAGGGAUGGCAUUCCUACACAGUCUAGAGCGUCUCACCCCACGCUACCACCUCAACAGCCGACACAUCAUGAUCGACGAGGACCUGACAGCAAGAAUCAACAUGGCCGAUGCUAAGUUCUCUUUUCAAGAGAAAGGCCGCGUCUACUAUCCAGCUUGGAUGUCUCCUGAGGCGCUUCAAAAGAAGCCUAGCGAGAUCAACCUUGAGGCUAGCGAUAUGUGGAGUUUCGCCGUUCUUCUGUGGGAGCUCGCUACUCGUGAGGUUCCCUUUGCUGACUUGUCCCCCAUGGAAGUGGGAAUGAAGGUCGCUCUGGAGGGUCUCCGCAUCAGUAUUCCCCCCGGCAUCUCGUCCCACCUGGCCAAGUUGAUCAGGAUCUGUAUGAACGAGGAUCCUGGAAAACGUCCGACCUUCGACAUGGUGCUUCCGAUUUUGGAUAAGAUGAAGCGAUAAGUCACUGGCCGACCUGUCGUAGAAUCUCCGGUGUAUUUUGCAUCCCCUAACCAAGCAGUUCUCAAACUCAGGUUUGUUCUAAUCGAUUGUAGAUGAGUUUAUUUAUUGUGCCAUAAGGUCCAUAAUUUCAAACACUUUGUGUAGUUGUUACCUUGUUUGAGUACUGCUGCAAGAUUAUUUAUAUUUUAACGAUUUAGGUUGACAAUUUCUAGAGAAUUUUAUUUAGCCUGAUUUAUUUUUUAAAGUAUAAAAAAAUUAUAUACAUUUUGUGAACAUUGUAAUUGUUCAAAAAGGUAAAAUCAAUGGCUGAACUAAUAUCUAUUUUGGUUCAAUAUGUAUACAAAGCUUUAAACAGCCAAUGGUGCUCGGUGGAUGUGCAUUUUUGGUUUAUGGUCACACUUUGAAAAGUUUGAGAAUUGCUGUUUUUACCCCGUAACUAACCUGGAGAGUAAGUGAACAAAAAUAAUACUUGGAAGUACACUUAGCUAAUUUCAAAAUUUUGAAUAUACUGCCAACAAACAUUAACCACAAGCUUUGUAGUAAUGAUUUUCAAAUAGCCUCCUUAAGUGUGUAGUAAUUUAUUUAGAAUAGCUACGAAGAUUUGCAAGUGUAAUAAUCCUAAGCAUUUAACUUACUAUUUUUUUGUUAUUUUCCUAGGAGUUGAUCGAUUGAGGUUAUAGUUGGUUUUACAAAAACCAUAGAAGAUUUAACAAAAAAAUUAACCAUGUAUUCAUUUGUAUAAUUUAGCCUAAUCCAAACAUUCAACAAAAAAAAACAAUAACAUUUAUAGUUCGGCCGCUUAGAAAGCGACCUCCUCUAGCAUUGGUUUAGCAUAAGCACGCAGGUCGUUUUCUAUGCGGCCAAACUAUAGUAUGAUUAUUUUACUCAUGCUUAUGAUGUAAGAUUCGGUGCUAAUUUUUAGACUACCUACUAAUGAUCAUUUAUUACAAUUAACAUUUUUAAUCAACAGUAUUAUAGUGGUUAAACAUUGUACAACUGACUAUAUUUGAUUUUGGUGUGGUCUUUACUUGGCAUUUUGAGUUAGUUUCUAACAAGAUAACAAGGAGGAAUUUAUAUUUUCUAUUAUUUUGAUUGUGUCAGAAGUUAAAAUGUUAUUGUUGAUUUUUAAUCAUUCGCAGUUUCAGAUUAUUUUUUAGUGUUGUAGCUAUGCAGGGAACGUAUGUUUGGUACAAAGUGUACAUUUAUCUGUCUGUACAAAUAUCAGUCAUACAGUAUUGGAAUGCGAUGAUGUUUUAUAGAGCUUAAGAUAUAUAUUAUAUACAGUUAUAUUCAAUGUUAGUAAUAAUUUUAUGUACAGUUUCAAAUUUUCUGUCACAUGUUAGCUCAAAUGUUAACAAUAUUUGAAGCACAAAAGAUAUUUUAGUAGAGUCGUUUUACUUGUAUUAUUCUGUGUGUUUUGUUUAUUCAAGGAUUAUUUCAUCUGACAGAUGUUAUUAUUUCAAUAACAUUUUGAAAAGGAAGACAGAUUGACUUUUUAACUGUACUAAAAGUGGCUUGUUAGUUUUUUAGGUCUCUCAAUUUUUGUAAGGAUUACAUAGUCUACGCUAAACAUUCUUGUUUUUAUUCAGAUGUUAAAUAAUAUAAAUAUAUAAUAUAAUGUUUUUAACUAUUACGUGUUACCGGAUGAGAUUUUUUACUUAAGAAACAUUGGGAUAUUGAUAUUAGUUAAAAGCUAGAUUUAGGCUACUGACGAUUUUUAUCAGAAAAGUUCAAGUUUAAGUGUUAAAACUUUUCUGCUUCCAAUAACUACAGGAAACAUUCUCCGUCAUAUUUUGCCUUGAUCUUAGCAUAGAAGUCAAUUAUAAGUCCGAAUUUUGGAAUAGAAUAGGCUGUGCUUGAAGUGUUCAAACAAUUCAAUUUUACAUUGUCUUGCCAAGAUUUAAUAUCGUCUCAUCUAUAAAAUGUUUAGUGUCCGUGAAAUUGUACUUAAAGCUAAAAGUUUGUAAUGAAUAUUUAAAUUAUCUUUCAGUCUAAGAUUGUUUAUUUACUUUAAAUUUGUUGGUCACUUAUUUGUUGGUUGGUAAACAACAUCUUUUAAAAUAUUUAAUAUUCGUGACUAUUACUAUUGAUUGUUUCUUUAAUAGUUUUAUUAUUACCUUUUAACUCUAGAUAUAAAUAAUAUUAAAUCCCAAAAAUUACAUGAAACAUACAUAAUCAAGGGGUCACAAUAUUAGGGAAUUUAUAGUUCAAUUUAAAUAUUUAACUUGUUUAGUUUAUUUAAUAUUUUGCUGUAAUUUGUUGUCAUAAAUGAAUGUAACUGUAGAAUUGUGUUCAAUAAUAAUCCUAUUUAUUUUAUGUUUAGGAGUACUUUAUGUUAUAACUUAAAAUUAUGUAUUGUAGAAGCUUUGACAUUUAAGUAAUGUAGAAUAUUUAUUCCUGUCAAAAUUGUAAUGUAUGGAUAGGUAAUUUUUAUAAUUAAUUUUUCUGUGUAGAAUUUAACUGUUAAAAGGUCUACAACUUACAGUAAAAUCAUUGCUCAUUAUAGAUAUAUACUACGUGAAGUAGACAUUCCAAAGUUUUAGAAUUAAAAAUAACUUAAUGCAAUUUAGCCAACAAUGCUGCUGUAAAAACUGUUUUCUCUUAAUACACCCAAAUAAUUCUUGAUUAUACAAAAAGGAAUGGACAACUUCAUACUAAUCAUGACAUCUUUUCUAUUCAUCAACUUUCAGAGACUAAAAUACUUGAAUACAGUAUCAUUUCACUCAUUCUUCAGUUGACUGUGUGUCUUUGAGUGGAAACGGGUUAAAAUUAUCCAUGUAGAUGGGAUGUCUACUUCUACUUCAGUAACUAAACCGAUGGUAAAACUAAGCUGAGUUUUGGAACAAAUUGAUUGAAAUUUCUUUACAUUCAAAAGUAGAAAUUCAUUUACAAUCUUGACUUUUUUGUUAUUUAACUAAACCAAUAUUUUCUAUUUAAAUUCAAAAGCUUGAGUGUAAUUAAUUUUUGAAUAUCUGUAUAAAUUUCCUCCUCAUACGCAGGAUUAUUUAUGAAUUCUACUAGUCUUUAUUUAUAUUUCACUUCCACCUUUAGUUUACUGAAAUAAUUUUUAGAAUAGUAUACUCUGGUAUGUCAAUUCAGUGUUUAAAACAUUUGGUGCCUUUAGUGCUUAUUAGCACAUACAAUUUAUGCCAGUUAUAGUUUUCUUUUCAACCAUGAACAUAAACUCAAUGCAAUAAUUUAUUAUGUACUCCUCUUCCGAAUAAGGAUGGAAUAGUAUAUAUUGCGUAACAAGAGUAGAAAGUGAGUCAUUACAUAUUUGAGACCAUGAUUAUAAACCCGACCAUAUUGCCGAGAAUAUGUAAAGCCCCACUUCCACUCCUGUUUUGAACGUUACUUUUCGCUACACUACAAAGACUAAUAAUUUUCCUAGACAUUGGAUAUUUCUUAUUAAAGAACAUUAAGUUACAAAACUCACAGCAAGUUUUACGUUAUGCCUUCAAUUUAAAGGUGAUAUUUACUUUGGUUGAAUAGAUUUUGUUGUUAAAAAUUGAAACAGUUGACAAAACAAUAACAAAUAUUUGUUUGUUUACGUCGGCAAAAUCCAAAAAACAAUGGAAUGAUGAAUUUUCUCAGGUGAUAAACAUGUAACGGAAACAGGUCAUUUGACAGUAGUGUAGCGAAAACUAUUUUAUUUUACAACCAAAAGAGAUUAUGUCAACUGUAUUUUUAAUAAUAUUUAAGUUAGUUCUUUUAACCAUAAACAUUUUUACUCUCGCUUUAAGUCUUUAAGUAGGCUCUAAUCUUAAUUUAUGCGUCUAAUCUGGUUUGUAUUUUUUACAAUAUUGUUUUAUGUAUAUAACUCUAGUUUGUAUUUAUUGUUCUGUUAUUAAUUAUAAUAAAUGUUUAAUGUAAC